Molecule: messenger RNA, 3266 nt
Organism: Rattus rattus (black rat)
Lineage: Eukaryota; Metazoa; Chordata; Mammalia; Rodentia; Muridae
Product: N-acetyllactosaminide beta-1,6-N-acetylglucosaminyl-transferase-like
Exons: 3
Coding region: 482-1681 (399 amino acids)
Biological process (GO): transforming growth factor beta receptor signaling pathway
Cellular component (GO): membrane
Molecular function (GO): acetylglucosaminyltransferase activity
Source: RefSeq, a predicted model, not a curated record
GAACACAGAGCCACCUCCUGUAAGGGACGAGGGGUGUACGCGAGAGAAAAGAGCGGCUUAGCUGGACCGAGGGGAGGUGGGUGGGGCUGAUGCCUGAGACAGUCGGUUCCAGGUCCUGUCACUCCGCUCCGGAACGCAGCCUGCUGGCGGCACCUCUAGCUUUUCGUAUGCAAACGAAGGUUUCCCUUAGCUGGGCGGGGCUGAGCUCCUGCCCGGAGGGAUUCGGUUCCUAGGGGCUUCAAGCUUCAGUUGCGAACGUGCGGUGGGAAAGCCGUCCGAUUCCAGCGGUUCCCGGAGGAUGGACCAGACUCGGCAGCACCGGGGACCCACGACUUGAGAACUGGGGAGCGCGAGCCCGCAUCUGUUCGGGAGAAGCCGUCGAAUCUGGAGGAGCCAGGUCCGCCUCUCGCUCCUGGGCUUUCAGAACUGUGGUCACUUCUCGGUCUCCGGUGAUAAUUCUUCCCACCUGGGACUGGAAAUAAUGAACCUAUGUAUGAAAUGUUUCGCUUUCACUGCGCUCAGCGUGGUGAUUUUUGUGGUUUUUUAUCACAGCCAGCUAAGCCUGCCCAACCUCUACCAGCGGUUCAAUAGCUCCAGCGAAAGGACGUCUGUCAUCGCCUGUGAUUACGGCUUGCAAAAUCAUUCGGUCUUCGUGCCGGGGAUCACAUCACCACAUCCUUUAGAAAAACUCUCCUGCUCUCAGUACCAGAUCCAGAGCCACUAUAUUACCAGUCCCUUGUCCGAAGAAGAAGCUGACUUUCCCUUGGCCUACGUCAUGGUGAUCUACAAAGACUUCGACACCUUUGAGAGGCUCUUCAGGGCCAUUUACAUGCCCCAGAACGUCUACUGUGUGCACGUGGACAGUAAGGCGACAGAGACCUUCAAAGAAGCGGUGAGGCAUUUACUGAGCUGUUUCCCCAAUGCCUUCCUGGCCUCUAGGAUGGGCGGGUGGUCUAUGGUGGUUUCUCCGGCCCAGGCUGACCUGAACUGCAUGAGAGAUCUGGUGGCUUCCAAAGUCCCCUGGAAAUACGUCAUCAACACCUGCGGGCAGGACUUCCCUCUGAAAACCAACAAAGAAAUAGUUCAGUACCUGAAAGGGUUUAAGGGGAAAAACCUCACUCCGGGGGUGCUCCCUCCUGAGCAUGUAAUUAGCCGGACUAAAUACGUAUACCAGGAACGUAAAGGCAGAGGCGGAUAUUUUAUGCAAAACACAAAUACUUUGAAGACUCCGCCUCCCCACAAACUGGUCAUCUACUUUGGAACCGCCUACGUGGCCCUCACCCGAGACUUUGUCAACUUUAUCCUGAAUGACAAAAGGGCCAUUGAUCUCUUAGAGUGGUCUAAAGAUACCUAUAGCCCGGAUGAACAUUUUUGGGUGACACUCAAUAGGAUUCCAGGAGUCCCUGGCGCCAUGCCCAAUGCAUCCUGGACAGGUAACCUCAGAGCUGUGAAGUGGAAGGAUAUGGAAUCGCAGAAUGGAGCCUGCCACGGUCACUACGUACAUGACAUCUGCAUCUAUGGAAACGGAGACUUGCAGUGGCUGAUUAAUUCGCAGAGCCUGUUUGCUAACAAGUUUGAAGUCAACACAUAUCCUCUCACUGUGGAAUGCCUGGAACUGAGGCUUCGAGAAAGAACGCUCAAUCAGAGUGACAUUGCCUUACAGCCCAGCUGGCAUUUCUGAUCCACAGCCGCUCUGGCCUGAACGGAAAUUGAAGACGCAAGGAAGAGCUUUCUUUUCCGAGAGACUCUUGUCUUGGUUAUGCUGAAGGCUUAAAAAAAUGGUUUCAGGAAACCAUCAGGACCUGGCAGCACGGCUCUGCUUAAAAUAUCCAUCGGGCACUGGGACACAUUUGUCAGGAUGGCUGUGUUAUUUCUUUUGAGUGUCUUUUGUUUUCUCCUCCACCUCUCCUUCCUCCUCUCUUCUUUUUUAAAAGAUAGGUAGGGUCUUGCUAUAUAUCUCAGGUAGCCCAGGAUGGCCUUGAACUCACUAAUCACUCCUCCUACCUUGGCCUCCUAAGGGUUGCUAUUACAAGUGUGUACAACCACACCCAGCUCUGAUGUCUGACAGUCACUUGAUGUGCAUCUGCCUCUCAGGCUGCAUUAGAGCUCCGUGCCAGAUACUCAUAUUAACAUAUCCGGUUAGAAAGGAGAAUGGUGGGUAAUACUGUCUAAGAAAGUCAAAACUUAUUUGAAAAGGAAGCUCUUUCUAUAUUCCUAGCAACUAUAUUCUCAGGCACACAUAGGCACAGAGACAGCUUUCUAGUAACUCACCAAGGCCAUUUAUUACCAACACUGAUCCUGAAAAGCUGUACGGUGCCCAAGCAUUUGACUGACACUUGUGCGUCUCCAGCAUCGCUAACAGGUCUCGUGAACACCAACGUUUUCAGUUUUCUUGUGUCUGAAGUUCUGCGUACAGUACAAAGCCAUUAACAAGGGACCUACAGCAUGUGCCGUAAGACGGGAUGUGGCUGCAGGAAGAGGACCUCAGGGAUGCCGGACAUUUCCGUGUUCUAUUCCAGAAUGUUCUCUUUGGCCAGAGAACACUGGAACAUCCUCACGGGAAUGAAGGAAUUCUUUCUUUCCUACAGGAAAGGUGCUACUGCAUGGGUCUGGAACCUGUGAAAGACUUGCUUCUGCGGCUUCGUUUCUAUAUGAGAGAUGGGGACCGGGUUCUGUUGUGCACAGCUUUAAAUAUAUCAGGGCAGCCUCCAGCUUGUAAUGAUUGGUACUGACAAGAGCACCUAAGAGCUUUUUAUGACAGGUGGACAUCUGUGUCAUUUUUCCUUGUUCAUCCUUCCAUCCAUCCAUCCAUCCAUCCAUCCAUCCAUCCAUCCAUCCAUCCAUCCGCCAGCCUGCAUUCAGCAAACACCUCUUGAAUAUCUGUGGCCCUCCAGACAUAUGCUGACAGACGUGAGGGAAGCAAGACAGAUACUUUCUCCACUGUAGAACUCUGGGGAGUGGUAUCAGCUUUUGAAACCCUGCUCUAGAGUCUUACAAAAUGGCUACACUUUGCACAGACCCUGGCCUGGCUAUAUAUUACAUCAGGCCAUAGAGAUCAGCAGCGUGUUGAUUGAUAGACUAAUCCAGAGACAAGGAGGAAAUGGAAGGUAGGGCCUCUCAUGCCCCCACAGUUCCUCCUUGUCUCGUUUUAUUCACACACCCGUGCCCGCCCCUCUCGUGGGUUCCGUGAGUACCUGCGUCUUGCAGAUGACGUAACAAGCCUUAGGAUGGUUCGUGAUCAUUAGGAAGCAAACUCUUAAGAAUUC